Canariomyces notabilis is the source of this 2577-nucleotide messenger RNA. RefSeq lists its product as uncharacterized. Bases 58 to 2577 code for a protein of 839 amino acids. Gene Ontology annotation, cellular component: epsilon DNA polymerase complex. The transcript has 2 exons. Gene Ontology annotation, biological process: DNA-templated DNA replication; error-prone translesion synthesis. Gene Ontology annotation, molecular function: DNA binding. Lineage: Eukaryota; Fungi; Ascomycota; Sordariomycetes; Sordariales; Chaetomiaceae. The record is from RefSeq and is a predicted model, not a curated record.
GUUAAGACGAGAUUGAAACCACCAACACCAGUAUUUUCUUAGGUUGAGCAGUUCAAGAUGAUGAUGGUACAGAGCCCCCAGAAAAGCCCUCGAAAAAACAAAGAGCAAACAACUCCCGAAAAGGGCAGCAAGCGAGCAAAGCCCCCUCCGCCGCCCUUCUUCGCUCCCAGGAAUCCUGCGCCGUCCAGCGCAAUCCCGUCCUCGUCGCCGGCUUUUGGGACACCAGCCCAUCCUUUGAAGCCGUUUCAGCCUCCAGUGCCCGCGAAAGCAGCCGUGCUCCCCAUCAUCCUUCCUCCCGCGACGCUUCGUCCUCUCGCAUUCCGGACCUUCACCAAGAAACACGGCUUGACGCUAACAUCAUCCGCUCUCCAAGAGUUCGCAUCUUUUAUUGGAAGGCACUGCGGCUCAGGAUGGAGAGAAGAAGGCCUCGCCGAGAAGGUCCUGGACGAGGCAGCGAAAACGUGGAAGAAUCGCAAUGGGGGCGUCAUUGUGGAAGGAACCAGCCCGGAGCUGAAGGACAUCCUGAAGAACUUGGAGGGCAAUAUGAGCGGCGGCAAGAUCAUCAGCGGUUCAAGAGGCAUUAGUCGCCAGAAUAGCUUGUUGCUAGAGCCCACUGACGAAUCUGACCACUCCAAGACCAGACUGGGUUUGAGACCAACCCUGUCGCUGACACGAGACGACAGCCAGUCCAGCUUCGGAAUGUCCGAUAUGGCCGUUGAUGAGGAACCGGAUGACGAGGGGUUGAAGGACAUCAGGAGAUGGCUAAAGGUCAUACAUGCAUUUGAUCAACCGCGAUACACAUAUAACGUUGCCAAGAAGCAUUUUGAAAAAACAAAUACCAAGGCAUCUAUUCUGCCGGCCGCCUCCCACAAGACGGAAGCCUUUCGCAACCGAUUCAACGUCAUACAUCAAAGGCUUCUUCGCAAUGAAGCCUUCCAGACCUCGGCCGUCGCCAGCGCUAGGUGUGCCUCCCUCCGUCGAGCCGGAUCGUCAUCGGCGAUGCAAUCGCACAAAAUCACGCCCAUCGCCAACCUCCUUGGCCGUCACGGCACGACCCAUAUGCUUCUCGGGAUGCUGGUCAUCUUGCCAACGGGCAACCUGGCAAUCAGUGACCUGACGGGCACUAUUGCGCUGGAUCUAUUGCAUGCAGUCGCUAUUCCGGAGGACUCGGCUUGGUUCACACCAGGCAUGAUUGUCUUGAUUGACGGCGUCUACGAGGAAGAGGAAGAGUCUACCGGCAAGGGGCUUAGUGGCAGUAGUGGAGUGGGAGGCACUAUUGGCGGCCGUUUUCAAGGCUUCUUCGUCGGCCAGCCCCCUUGCGAAAAGAGACGGGCAACACUGGGAGUCAGCGGGCCGGACGGAGGGCCCGAUCACACCAUCGGAGGCGGCUUCGGGUGGAUCGACUUCCUCGGUGUGGGCAGUGAACGCGCUGUGGGCUCUCGGAUGCGCAGGCUCGAGCAGCGGCUGCUACGUCAGCCAGCUCUUGCCGAUCCGGACAGCCUAGGGCGCGGCCGGGUGGUUAUUUUGGGCGAGCUGAAUCUCGACCAGCCGCGCAGUUUGCAGGCGCUCAGGAAGAUCCUUUCCCUAUACUCCACCGACCCGGAAGGUUCAACACCCAUGGCUUUUGUCCUCACUGGCAAUUUCACCACGCACGCCGUCAUGGCUCGCGGGGGCAGCGGCGGGAGUAUCGAGUACAAGGAGUUCUUUGACGCCUUGGCCUCGACACUAGCCGACUUCCCCAUGCUCCUGACAACGGCAACCUUCAUCUUCGUGCCCGGAGACAACGACGGGUGGGCGUCGGCCUUCGCAGGGGGCGCCGCCGUCCCGCUGCCGAGAAAGCCCGUACCUGCCCUGUUCACGUCCCGCAUCAGGCGGGUAUUCGCGGCAGCCAACGCCGAAGCGGGCUUCUCAGGCAGCGACGGAAAGGGCGGCGAGGCCAUCUGGACCACCAACCCCAGCCGCCUGACGCUGUUUGGGCCCAACCACGAGAUUGUGCUAUUCAGGGACGACAUCUCAGCCCGUCUCCGGCGCGCCUCGGUCAGGCUCAAGACUAAAGCCGGAAGCAGUCCCGAUGAAGACGACUCUUCUUCUGGACAACAUGGCCAAGAACCCACCGACGUAACCAUGUCAGACAGCAACCCACCUACCGCAACCCAGCAAGACGCCACCCUGAUGGACAUGGACACGGAUAACCCUCCCACAAGAGCCGUGGACCAAACCAUCCCAAACAACAACAAGGACAAGGAAACACCGGAGGAAACGAUUCCCUACGACAUCCUAACCGCCAGGAAGCUGGUCAAGACGCUCCUCGACCAGGCCUACCUGGCGCCCUUCCGGCAGGCCGUCCGCCCCGUGCACUGGGACUACACCUCGGCCAUGUACCUGUACCCGCUGCCGACGGCCGUGGUGCUGGUCGACACGACGGCGCCCGCGUUUUGCGUCCGCUACGAGGGCUGUCUGGUCAUGAACCCCGGCAGCGUGCUCGUCGCGGGGCGCAGGGGCGUGGCUAGGUGGGUGGAAUAUGAUUUGGGUAGGGUUGCGGGGGGGGUCGGGAAGGUGAGGGAGUGCACUUUUUAG